Molecule: messenger RNA, 9166 nt
Organism: Hippocampus zosterae (dwarf seahorse)
Lineage: Eukaryota; Metazoa; Chordata; Actinopteri; Syngnathiformes; Syngnathidae
Gene: atp2b3b
Product: ATPase plasma membrane Ca2+ transporting 3b
Exons: 27
Coding region: 1063-5028 (1321 amino acids)
Biological process (GO): regulation of cytosolic calcium ion concentration; calcium ion transmembrane transport
Cellular component (GO): intracellular membrane-bounded organelle; membrane
Molecular function (GO): ATP hydrolysis activity; P-type calcium transporter activity; ATP binding
Source: RefSeq, a predicted model, not a curated record
GGAUGCUGCGAGCAGGCUCCUGUGCGCGCGCGGGCUCCUCCUCCAGAGAUGUCGCAGGAGCAUCUCCUGUCAGCGUGCCCUUUCUUUACUUCUUUUCUUUUCCUAUACUCUUCACUGCAUUGGGCCCCGUCAUUUUAAUCGCCACCGCCACCACCACCACCAUCAGCAGCAGCAGCAGCAGCAUCACAAGCGCCGCAGAACUCGGCCGACCCUCGGUCAGGUGACAGCGCGGAGUGGAAUAUUCAUCAGCACCCGUGUUUGUCUUUCAUCCCCUCUCCUCCAUCGGACUGCAAGGCUGCAGCAGCCCACUCACAGUCCUCCUCUUCCACCACCAACACCGCCACUACAACCCCUCCUCCUCCCGCCCUCCUGUGCAUCCUCUCUCAUCCGGGCCGGGACAUUCUCCGCUCCACGCUCACGCAAGAUUAACUGGGGAUUGUGGCUCUCCGCCCGCCCGCCCGCUGAUGCUGAUGCUGAUGUCCUUGAGCUCGGCCUGCACGGUCUCUGGAGCAGCAGUCGCGACUACCUACCUCACAUCUGCACCCACUUCUUCUCUCUGAUUCAUCAUCUUACUUUGUCCUUUGGCCACACUCAUCAUCUGUCCGUCAUCCCCUUUUACCUCCAACCGCACAUGCGUCGGCUGGCUCGCCCGUCCAUGGACUGGCUGUGAACCCGGAGGGAGGGAGACAGGAGAGACGGAGGCAAAGAAAGCUGGAUUCAUUCAGAUACCGCGCUUCUCGAGUGCUCCUGCGCACUGUUCUUCACCCCCUCCCACCGUCCUCCUCCUCCUCCUCCAGCGAUGGAGAAGUGAAGGAGCAGUGGAAGGCUAGGCUGAGACCUUGAGGAGAAAAACAACACAAUCUGCGCCCCCUUCUUCAACAAUAGGCUAUUGAAGCGAAAGAGAAUCAUUCUACGGUUUUGAAUCAGAAAUCAAGAGGGAAGGCAACGGGCUGUUGAACACAUGAACAAGCUGCCAGCGAGCACACAAGCCGGUCACUGAGUCGAGGACAUCUAAGGAAGGAGGUGGGGAAGGACGAACACAACACAAACCAGCCCUGUGUCAUGUCAACAACAGCGACAAUGGGCGAAAUGGCUAACAGCGCCGUGGAGUUUUACCCCAAAGCGACUCGUGGAGAAGGAAGGGAAGACGGGAGCCGUGGAGCCGGAGACUUUGGGGUCACGUUGAAGGAGCUGAGGGAGCUGAUGGAGCUCAGGGGGGGCGAGGCUCUGCAGAAGAUCCAGGAUAGCUACGGAGACACAGACAGUCUCUGCCAGAGACUAAAGUCCAGCACCACUGACGGUCUCAGCGGGGAUCCAGCAGACUUGGAACGUCGCUGUCAGACCUUUGGCCAAAACUUUAUCCCCCCAAAGAAGCCCAAGACGUUCCUUGAGCUCGUGUGGGAGGCCCUGCAAGAUGUCACGCUCAUCAUUUUGGAGAUCGCUGCAAUCAUCUCCCUUGCCCUUUCUUUUUACCAGCCGCCUGGAGAGGAUUCAGAGUCAUGUGGCAACGUGUCGGCAGGAGCGGAGGACGAUGGUGAGGGGGAAGCCAAUUGGAUCGAGGGUGCGGCCAUUCUACUAUCUGUGGCUUGUGUUGUCCUGGUGACGGCCUUCAAUGACUGGUCCAAAGAGAAGCAGUUUCGGGGUCUACAGAGUCGAAUCGAGCAGGAACAAAAGUUCACCGUGGUACGGAAAGGAAAUGUCAUCCAGAUUCCUGUGGCUGACAUGGUGGUGGGGGACAUGGCCCAGGUCAAAUAUGGGGACCUGCUGCCAGCCGAUGGUAUUUUAGUUCAGGGUAAUGAUCUGAAGAUUGAUGAGAGCUCGCUAACAGGAGAGUCAGACCAUGUACGCAAGUCGGUGGACAAGGACCCCAUGCUGCUCUCAGGUACACAUGUGAUGGAGGGUUCAGGCCGCAUGCUGGUGACGGCUGUUGGUGUCAACUCGCAAACAGGCAUCAUUUUCACUCUGCUGGGGGCUGGAGAGGUGGAGGAAGAUGGCAAAGAAAAAAAAGGAAAACAACCCGAUGGCGCAGUGGAGAACAACCAGAACAAAGCCAAGAAGCAGGAUGGGGGUGUCGCCAUGGAGAUGCAACCCCUAAAGAGCGCAGAGGGAGGGGAAGUCGAGGACAGAGAGAAGAAGAAGACCAACGUCCCGAAAAAGGAGAAGAGUGUCUUGCAGGGCAAGCUUACCAAACUAGCGGUUCAAAUUGGAAAAGCAGGUUUGGUGAUGUCUGCAAUCACUGUCAUCAUCCUGGUUCUCUACUUUGUCAUCGACACCUUUGUUGUUGAAGGUCAUGCAUGGGUGACAGAAUGCACUCCGGUUUACAUCCAAUACUUUGUCAAGUUUUUCAUCAUUGGAGUCACUGUAUUGGUGGUGGCGGUCCCAGAAGGGUUACCUCUUGCUGUCACCAUCUCUCUGGCUUACUCAGUCAAGAAAAUGAUGAAGGACAACAACCUUGUACGGCACCUGGAUGCAUGUGAGACUAUGGGGAAUGCCACAGCCAUCUGCUCCGACAAGACGGGCACGCUCACCACCAACCGAAUGACUGUGGUACAGGCUUAUGUAGGUGAUGUGCACCACCGCUUGAUCCCAGACCCUGGACAGAUUAACCCGCGGACAUUGGAUCUGUUAGUCAAUGCUAUCUCAAUCAACAGCGCCUACACCUCCAAGAUCUUACCACCGGACGUGGAGGGUGGUUUGGCAAAGCAAGUGGGCAACAAGACGGAGUGCGGCCUGCUGGGAUUUGUAUUAGACCUACAACAAGACUAUACUACCGUCAGAGAGCAGAUCCCCGAGGAGAGACUCUACAAAGUGUAUACCUUUAACUCGGUGCGCAAAUCUAUGAGUACGGUGAUAAAGCUGCCAGAUGGUUCCUUCCGUCUCUACAGCAAGGGAGCCUCUGAGAUCAUGCUGAAAAAGUGUUCUUACAUCCAAGAUCCCAACGGGGAACCUCGAAGUUUCCGCCCACGGGACAGAGAUGAGAUGGUCAAACAGGUGAUCGAGCCAAUGGCAUGCGAGGGCCUGAGAACCAUCUGUAUUGCUUAUCGUGACCUGCCCUCCAAUCCAGAGCCCGAUUGGGAAAAUGAGGCAGAAAUAGUGACAGAGUUGACCUGCAUCACUGUGGUUGGGAUUGAGGAUCCAGUACGACCUGAGGUACCCGAGGCCAUCCGCAAGUGUCAGCGUGCGGGCAUCACUGUGCGGAUGGUGACUGGUGAUAACAUAAACACAGCCAGGGCUAUUGCUGCCAAAUGUGGAAUCAUCCACCCUGGGGAUGACUUUAUCUGUCUCGAGGGCAAAGACUUCAACCGACGAAUCAGGAACGAGAAAGGGGAGAUUGAACAGGAGCGAAUUGAUAAAAUCUGGCCCAAGCUGCGUGUGCUGGCUCGGUCUUCACCAACAGACAAACAUACCCUUGUCAAAGGCAUCAUUGACAGUACUGUUGUAGAACAGAGGCAGGUGGUUGCAGUGACAGGAGAUGGAACCAAUGACGGACCAGCUUUGAAGAAGGCUGAUGUUGGCUUUGCAAUGGGCAUCGCCGGGACAGACGUGGCAAAAGAGGCAUCUGACAUCAUCUUGACUGACGAUAACUUCAGCAGCAUUGUCAAGGCGGUGAUGUGGGGGCGAAACGUCUACGACAGCAUUUCCAAGUUCCUGCAGUUCCAGCUCACAGUGAACGUAGUGGCCGUCAUCGUCGCCUUCACUGGUGCCUGCAUCACUCAGGACUCUCCGCUGAAGGCGGUGCAGAUGCUAUGGGUGAACCUCAUCAUGGACACGUUUGCCUCUUUGGCCCUGGCCACUGAGCCCCCCACAGAGGCCCUGUUGCUACGGAAACCCUACGGUCGCAACAACCCGCUCAUUUCCCUCACCAUGAUGAAAAACAUCCUGGGUCAUGGAGUGUACCAACUGGUCAUCAUCUUCACACUGCUUUUCAUAGGCGAGCGCAUGUUCAACAUCGACAGUGGCCGCAACGCUCCCCUCCACUCACCACCAUCCGAGCACUACACCAUCAUCUUCAACACGUUUGUCCUCAUGCAGCUGUUCAAUGAAAUCAACGCACGGAAGAUCCACGGGGAGAGAAAUGUCUUUGAUGGCAUAUUUUCCAACCCCAUCUUCUGCUCCAUUGUUUUGGGGACCUUCGGGGUACAGAUUGUGAUUGUGCAGUGGGGAGGGAAGCCAUUCAGCUGUGCUCCACUCAACAUCGAGCAGUGGCUUUGGUGUCUGUUUGUGGGAGUUGGAGAGCUGCUGUGGGGUCAGGUGAUCGCGACUGUCCCGGCGGAGCGGUUACCGUGCCUGAAGGAAGCGGGUCUCGGUCUGGAGCCUGGGGAGGAGGAAGGGGAGGAGCUUGCAGAGGAUGAAGAGGAGAUUGACUGUGCUGAGAGAGAGCUUCGUCGUGGACAGAUCCUCUGGUUCCGAGGCCUCAACCGCAUACAGACUCAGAUGGAGGUAGUGAGCACGUUCAAGCGAAGCGGCUCGUUUCAGGGAGCAGUGAGAAGGCGCUCCUCCGUGCUCAGUCAGCUCCACGACAUGCGAGUGGUGAAAGCAUUCCGUAGUUCGCUUUACGAGGGCCGGGAGAAACCAGAAUCCCGCAACUCCAUCCACAACUUCAUGGCCCACCCGGAGUUCCUCAUCAAUGACCUCAUCCACAACAUCCCGCUGAUUGAUGACACCGAUGUGGACGACGACUCAGAACUCAGCAGAUAUCAGCACGUGCACCCGGCUCUUCGCAAGCCGCCGCCCCCUCCCACUCAGCCCCAGCCCACGGCCCGCACCCGUCCCACUCGUCCGUACCGUCAGCAUAGCCUCCCAGUGACCCAGUGCAACCGAAAUAAUAACAACAGCAGCAGCGGCGGCGGCGGCGCUUCAUCAAUUGUCCGCGCCAACAAACACAGCAUCAACACCAUCACUUCAAGCAACCAAACCCCUCGUCAUCAUCACCAUCAACACUGCAACAACCAUCAUAGCAGGGACAGGUUGGGGAAGCCCCCAACUCCUUACCUAACCCACCUUUACUGUGUGGAGACCACCUUAUAACUGAGUGGGUCGGGGAGAAGGGGAACUGAAUCUUGGGGCGGGGCAGAGGAGAGAGCUUGAGGAGACACACAUGACAUUUCCAUCCAGUCUCUCCUGUGUGACAGGAGGGGGGGAGGACGAUGGCUGCCGACUCCACGUGAACAUUGACGCGAUCAAAGUACAACUCCCUCCCCUCAUCCACCAGCCGCCCGCCCCGCCUUGACCUCGCUCGCUCUUCAGCCUGGCCUCCAUCUGCCGACGGUGGGCUUGGAGACGGAGGGGCUCCCUGGCCGUGAAUCCCCCCCGCCCCCGAAUCCCUUCAUUCCGACCGGUGUUAAUCGAGUGCGGUUGCCGUGACCCCGCCCACUUGCCCGCCAGGACACCACAACCACCGUGCUCAACAAUGAUCUGGUUUGUCAUUGAAAACCCCAAGCAGCUCCUUUUUGCUUGUGAUGUAAUUGUUGAAGCUUUAAAUUCCUCAUCCGUUCCGCCUCGAUUCAUUCAUUUCGCAACAUGGUGCUCAUUAGUUUUCCGCGUUGCUUCACUUCUUGGCUUUGUCACUGCAGCAUGAUGUUCAUUUUCAUUUUACAUCCGAUCACUUCCCACUCUCUCUUUCAAUAUGUGUGUGUUGUCUUGUCUCUUCUGAGGAAAAAAAAGAACAUCUACAUACAUGUAUAUAUAUAUAUAUAUGUAUGGUCACAUUAUAUAUAUAUAUAUGGUAUACAUACAGUAUAUAUAAUGUGUAUACAUUUCAAAGUUACCCUUCAUUUAGGCCUAAUAGUAAAGGAAGGCGUUAUACAAGUAUAUAUACAGUACAUAUGUAUAUAUGAUAUUAUUUUAUUUUUUUUAUUAAUAAUUGGGAAGCGACAAUACCGAACUUGUCAUCAGUCGCCAAUCCUUGAAUGCUGCCCCAUGUCUACAUGAUAUGUUGUUAUCUGUGUGGGAUGCGCACAUCCCUUCGCCACGGUACAGCGGCGCCAUGCAUACGAUGAACUGGUGGAUGGCUUCCGUCACGAUGCUGUAUCCGAUCGAAGCCUCUUCAUUUCCUCUCCCUCGUCUUGCUGUUCCUCCUCGCCCGCUUUGCUUCGGCUCGCUAUCCCUUCCCUAAUGUGUUUUGUUUUAAUUCUUUUGGAAUGCUUGUGAAGCAUUAUCCCUUUAAAUGGCAUCAGGUCACAAUGCACAGACUUUGGCCCUUUAAGACUGACACUCACCUCAAACCUGCUCUUGCUCACAUGUCAUGGGGUCCACACCAUCAUGGAUGGGGGAGAUAGAUUGAUUGACUGAUUGAUUCAUACAGCUAAAUAUUCAUUUUUGGAUUAGCCCCUAACCCUAAUAUGUAAAACAUUGUCAAUUAUGUCAUACAAAUGAUAUUUGAUCAUUUAGGUUUCCCAUCAGUAAGGAGCCACGUUUAGCUAACAUCUGGCGCUACAAAAAAUAAAAUAAAAAAUCAUCAAUUCAAACUUUCAAGGCAACAAACUUAACAUAACAAAUCAUUUUAAGUUGGGUCAUUUGAAAUUGGCUUUCCCGCAUUUCACAAGAAAGAAAUAAGAAUGAACAAAAUCCGAAUGAAACAACUCAGAAAAUUGUUUUGGAGCAAACAACUCUUGCUUUGUUGUGCUAACUAUCAUUGUUGCCAUCAAUGUCAGUAAUUUAUUUUUAUAACUUGUUACAACUUAAAUUUCUGUGUUAGCUCACCAAAAAUAGAAGUUGUAUAUUUUAAAGUGUGAUGGUUGCAUGAGAAGAUCCGUAUUUUCGUAUUUGUUACGCCGCUUAGCAUUGUCUUGCUUGAAAACUGGACGCACACACACACACAAAACUAACCCGCUUUCUUAUUUAGAAAUGAUAAUUCAGUAGCAAGCGGAAAUCUGUGGCAUUUUACUCACUCGCUCGUUAAAAUCUUAAAUAUCAUUUCUAAAGUGUGACUUUCAACAGAUUCAAUGGAAGAACUUAGUGUUACAAUUGUCCCCACCAGGCCAUCCCCAGCUCAAAUCUUUGUUUUUCAUAGCCAAUUAUUGAAAUAUGUCACAAUAUUUGAUUGUUACGAUAUUUCAUUUUCAGAUUCAACUUCUCCUCAAACAUUUCACCGUCCUCCUUUUUCUUCUGCCGCGAGAAAUCAUGUGCAUUUUUGCUGCCUCAUAGUGAGGCUUUCGGGUUCCAUUGUGACCUCCUUUGUCAGUGACCAAUUACGGUUGCUAGCCUGAUCAAGGGAGGCAAGUGAACGGACCCAUUCUAUCGUGUACAGUCGAACUGUUUAUAUUCCACUACACGGAUCGACAACAGCACUUUGCUUUUGCAGAAAUAGGUGGGACAGACUUUUUUUUUUGUUGCAUAUUUACGUCCAUGUGGCUCUGGGGUCAAUUGCAACACAAAAGCAACAGACAAGCCGACUGUUUCCAAAUCACUUUGAAAGGAGUCAUUGAAUUAGUGUGAUGUGUUAUUUGCUCUCGGUUGGCCCUGCGAUGCUCUUGUCUGAGAUCAUGGCAACAAGGUGAAAUUGUUCAUGUUUUCAAGGGUAAGAACGCAGCCACACAAAGAGUUGACAACAUACAUGAUGGUAAGACCAUGUGAGCCGGUGACAUCACAUUCCUCCACAUUCAGCUCCGUGACCUUCCGUGGACAUUCCAAGCAAGCGUGUCCCAAGUUGUACCACGUGUGGGUGAACUGCUGACUUCACGUUGCCUUGGAGUGCAACGCAAUGCAAAUCAACUCCCACCCUCCGGUCACCACCGCCACCCCCACCACUUUCUUGUCCUCGCGCCUCCCCUCACUUUUUUCCUGUUGACUACCUGACAGGAUCCACCACCAGAAAAAGGCAAGGGCGGAUAAUAUGCAACUGACUGACAUGUCAUCCUGUGUAACCCAGAUUAGAACUGCAGUCCAACAGGGAUGCUAACACAUGCAAAAACAGAGCAGGAACACGCGUGUCCUUGCCCAGUUCCGCUUCUGGAGGGGCGCAAGGCUCUCUGGAAAGAAAAAAAGAAAAAAAAAAAGACAACAACCCGUAACUGUACAGAACUCUUGUCUUCUUGAAUGCUCAUCAUCAUGGCCGCCACCCACACCUGAGUGGCUGCCUUGUGUUCCUCUUGUCUGUUUUGAAGCAUGCAUUUUGGUAUCAUUAAUGUCACUCUUUAUGUGUAGGUAAAUCGUUUAGACGACUGUCACAACUGCGUGCUAUGAACUCUCCACGUUUGCUCUCUCUCAUGCGCACGCAUACAAACACACACACACACACCUGAUCAAGUCUGACCCUGUCUAUUUCAUUGCCUCGUAGCACAGCUCUGUCAGUGCUUCUUACGGUCGACAAAAAAGAAAAAGCCACACACACACACACACACACACACACCAAACAUACCGAGCAAAUCUACAGUGUUGUAAAUUAGACGGACCAGUUCCAGCCAUUACUGUCCAUCUGUCCAGAGCCAUGUCACAUUAUGAUGUUGUGAGUUAGAUUAACAGAAGGCAAAGCAGAAUGUGAAAAAGAAUAUAUUUAUCCCAAUUUAGAAAUUGUACCACUGCAUCAAAACUGUACAGCUCGCCCCUAAAGUGCACACGCGCAACUUUAAUUUACAGGUACUAUGUUCCUGUUACUCUCUUUUAUGCUUAUUUUUUUCCUUACCUUUUAGUCCUUUUACUUUUUGUAAGGAGAGGAAAAACAAAACGGAAGCACUUGUACAUUACUAUGAUUAUUGAUUUUCUCCACCGGUGCUCCCACUGAUGGAAAACAAUAUGUUGCACAUUUUCCUGAGCAUAUUUUGAGGGCUGUGUCUUCUGUCCAGUGAACAGACCCUGAAGCGUGCGGAGGGGCCCAGAUGCUUUUAAGUCUCUUGAGACCGCCGCGGUGACUCUGUAAAUAAGCAGGAGACAAAAGUACUUUCUUAUUCUCAAAAGGACUGGACGACUGGAGGGUGGCACAGAGCUAGAGACCGCAGAAGUGCAAUGCAUCUAUCGUCUGCAUUGUUUAGGCUGCUCUUUUAGAUCUGCCGCAGGUUUUUAACCGCCCGGGGGAGAAAUUCUGGCUUUUACAAUAUUCAUGAUACACACUGUUGUAAAUUUUGUGUGUGGAAUGGUCCUCCUCCUUGCACAACGCAGAGCUGUUCUGCAGACAGAAAAUGCAGCCUGAACUGUGCUGAAAUAAAAAAAAAAGACCAAAAAAAACAAA